AGUUGUCAAACGGUGGUUAUGGAGAUGAGCGGUGGCAUCUGCUGUAUUUGGAGCUCAGGAACGGGAUGCCUCAUAAAAUAGGCUUCACUGUGAUCAGCUGGUCUGGUCAUGAAGAAAACUCCAGUGCCAAAAAGCUGAUGGUCCACGCACCCACUGUCAAUGGCUGGAGAUCCAAUAGGUUCUGUCUGUUCCCUCAGGAAAUUACUCUACAGUUGGUGGAGAGAUGUCGCAUCAAGAAGCUGCAGCUGUUGGCACAUCAGUACCUGAUCCCAUCCAAGAUCGAGUUCCACAUCGGAGACAGACUGCCAGAGCCCAGCUCACCCCAGCAGGCUCAGAGCCUCCACAGACUGGGGUAUGUCUCUCUCUCUGACAAUGAGAAGACCGGUUUCAGAGCGAGAGAGCUGAAGUCAGUUCAUGUUGAUGCAGUGGGGGCUUACCUGAAGCUCACCUUCCACAGAAACCAUGUAAAUCAGUACAACAUCUACAAUCAGGUCGCAUUGGUGGCCCUAAAUAUUUUAGGGGACCCUGUGGAUGGAAAUGAUGGUGGCACAUCGUUAAGCCGAGAUCAGCUGAUUGAUCAAUAUCUUAACAACAGCCAAUACAGCUUGGCCUUGGAUGGCACAUACACAGGGCUUUCGAGUUAUAAAUGUGAAUCUAUCUCACCACUUGAUGACUUGGCAUUCGACAUGUAUCAGGACCCUGAAGUGGCCCAUAUCAUUCGUCUACUGGACCAGAAAAAACAGGACAUGGUUCGGCAGGAGAGAUUCGAGCUGGCGAAAAAACUCAAACAAGCUAUCGCAGACUUGCAAAAGGUGGGAGAGCGUUUGGGGCGGUAUGAUGUGGAGAAACACAGUGCCAUAGAAAGAGAGGACUAUGACGCAGCCAAGCAGAAGAAAGAUCAAAUGGAUGCUUACAGGCUCACACUCUACCAGCAGCUGGAGCUUCACAACCUGCUGGACAUCAGUCAGAUCCAGAGAAUUGCAGAGGUCUUCGAAUGUGAAUUUCCCUCUCCAAGAGCUGGGACGCAAAAACUCACACCUUGUCCAGUGGACUCACCCAGGAAGAAGAAACCGAACCAACAUUUGAAGGAGACCCAUGAGCAGGACACCCCAAAACCAGCUAGCCCUAAACAAACAGUUGUUCCAACACCUCUCACUCCUCCUCCACACGUGCCCAAGAUUGAUAUCAGUUCCCUUCCUUAUGAUGAGAGGCCUCUACCUGCCCUUAGGAAGAGAUCGAGUGAGCCUCCGGUCAGUCAGCUCGAUGAAAUGCACCCUCUGACAGAAUCAACCACCUCACGCAGCCCUGGUGUCACAGGACAUCCAGAACCCCUCACAGAGAAAGCCCAGAGAGAGGCCAGUCUUCCCAUUGAGAUCUAUGGAGACAGUCUGGUGGCAGGUGCCUAUUCAAAGACAUGGACAUACAGGGAGGAUGCCUUGCUGGGAAUUUACAAGAAGCUGAUGGAGGUUCCACCCGGAACCCCAAAAGCAGAACUGCGGAGCAUGACAAGAGCAGCUAUAUUCCUCUGCAAGAAAGCUCUAACAGAUAAAGUGUCAUCCGUGUUUCAGGCAUCCCUAAAGCUGCUUCGGAUGAUUUUGAGUGAGUUUAUUCCUGGCCAUCAUCUGGGCAGAUCUGAGAUCAGUUACUGUGUGGAGCAGACCUGGAAUAAUCUGCUCUCCAGGACCGGUGACUCUGCCCUGAGACUUAGAACACUGGCCAUCACCUUCAUACAGGAAAUGGCUUUAUUUAAGGAGGUGAGAUAUCUGCAAAUGGUGCCUUUGGAAAUCGUCAGACCCAUACAAAGCAAUCUACCCAUGAGGUUGGCACUUAGCAGACUGGAACUGCUGGAGAAGCUUGUAGAGCAGCUGGGAAGCAAAGACUCUGGCUUCACACUGGACAACGUCAUGCGGUUUUUGGCAGGUGGGUUGGAGCACAGCGCUGCCUCAGUGCGGGAACUCUCUGUGCGAGUUGUCCAGGCCAUGUACUGUCUUCAUGGUAAAGCUGUUCUGCAUUAUCUGCCACCUGAUGACACCAGCACACGUAAAAAUGUCCUCUACAUGAACCUCUUCGACUCACUUGCAAAAUUAAAUGGAAAAACCUUAGACAUGCAGAAGCCAAAAAAGGGAGGAGAAUGGGAAGAAGGUGUGAGAGAGAAAGAGGAAAUCAGGAGCUUACAGGAGCAGCUUGCAGUACUGAAGGAGAUUAGUGAAAAAGGGCAGGAAAAUAUCAAAGUACCUGAGAAAAAAGCUGAGAUGAUGACUAAAUCAGCAGGUGUAAAAAAAGGAACCCAGUCUGUCUCUGCUAAUGUGAAAGGCAGCCAACCAGCUAAUUACUUAGACAAUCUGUGUAUUUUCUGUGGGGAGAGAGAUGAGUCAUUUACAGAGGAUGGACUUGACCUGCAUUAUUGGAAACACUGUCCGAUGCUACAGCGCUGCCUGCAGUGUAGACAGGUGGUGGAGAUUGCUAGCCUGACAGAGCACUUGCUAACGGAGUGUGAGCGGAGGGCAGAUUUUACCCAGUGUCCUCUCUGCUCAGAAGCCUUUCCUCGAGACAAGUUAACUGAGCAUGCUCAGAGCACGGCUUGCAAUCCACCAUCCCCUGAAGAAAACUGUAAUCACUGUCCUCUCUGCCAUGAAAACCUUGUCUCAGGAGAGGAGGGUUGGAAGUCUCACCUCAUGGGAGCAGAGGGUUGUAAACAGAACUUACGGAGGAGAGUGGUACAGCGGAACACUCUCUCACACACACAAGGAAAGAUAGUCAGCACAGCUGUAGCUAAGACAACAAUGGGCAUAUCCGAUUCUAAGGCUCAAGGGCUGGGGAGAGGCAGUCGCAUCCCUGCUCCUGCUUCCAGAAUCAACAGAGGCGCCAGAAUUCUCCCAGGCAAGGUUUCUACCCACCGACUACAACAGGCAUAGCACAGGCAAUACAUGCUAACUUUACUGGAAUAAACCUCCUAUGGCUGAUUCAUAUCAAAAACGUCAAUUUACUUUCUAUCAGGGGUUGUCAGGUUUAACAUAAAUAUUGCACUCUUAGUGCUGUACUGGUUUAGAAAUGUUCCCACACAAAAUGAUUAACAGUCAGCAUCAUUAUUCUGAGCACGAGUUGUUAUCAAAGACACCUGAUACUGGAUACAUUUUACCCAUUACUGAAUGUAAUAGAACAUACAUAGAAAGCUGGGAAAAUCUAUAAUGUGUUUUGAUGGUUUAUGAACAAGGAAAUACUUGACCAGAGAAACAGGUUUAUGAGCAGGUUUUCUGUUCUGUGUUAAGUUUUCAAAUUUUCUAAUUCAGGUUGCUGACCUGGAUUUUCUAUUGUAAACUAUUUUAAAUGUCUAUUCUUAUCUCUUGAUUUAUACUUGAUUUGUUAGGUUUGUGUUUGUCUAUUGUAUGUGAACAUUUUGUGAUUGUAGCACUUUAAUAUUUAUUGUUUAAAGCAUCACCAGCAUCAUAGCCAAAAGUGAAAAGUAGCCUUUCAGAAAAUAAAACAUUCUGAGAUAGAAUUGGAGCUCACAGAGAUAAUUUAUCUGAUUCACAUUUUGUUAUCUCAAAUUUAGAUAAUGCACUUAAAUUCCUCUAGUCUUUUCCACACAAUGUUUGUUCAACAAACAAAAAUGUAGUUUUUCUUGAAGAGAGCAGAGAUUCAAGUUGUAGAACUGCCUUUUUGUUUCCCAGAAAAGCAUGACUUAUUGGAGCAGAGACAGUGCCAACACAUGAGGUCACUGCUGGCAGAUUACAGAGCCAACACUUGAAAACAUGUAUGUUGUACAAGGAUGACACUAUUGGACUAUUAUUGACUCUUUUGUCUUUGCAUGUAAUGGAGUGUUAUCUGCAACAAACUAUUAGUUGUUGUGUUCAUUGUGUUUGAAUUCUUCAGUUCAGAUUUUGCUUUUCAAGUGGAUCCUUGUAUUUAUAGAUUCAAAACAUUAAAGGGAUAGUUCACCCAAAAAUGAAAAAUCUCUCAUUUACUCACCCUCAUGCCAUCCCAGAUGUGUAUUACUUUCUUCAGCUGAACACAUACAGAGAUUUUUAGAAGAGUAUCUCAGCUCUGUUGGUCCAU
Molecule: messenger RNA, 4056 nt
Organism: Myxocyprinus asiaticus (Chinese sucker)
Lineage: Eukaryota; Metazoa; Chordata; Actinopteri; Cypriniformes; Catostomidae
Product: centrosomal protein of 104 kDa-like
Exons: 22
Coding region: 66-2915 (949 amino acids)
Cellular component (GO): cilium
Source: RefSeq, a predicted model, not a curated record